Messenger RNA from Aptenodytes forsteri (emperor penguin), 1220 nucleotides. RefSeq names its product acyl-CoA binding domain containing 4 (gene ACBD4). The record is from RefSeq and is a predicted model, not a curated record. NCBI's taxonomy places the organism in Eukaryota, Metazoa, Chordata, Aves, Sphenisciformes, Spheniscidae. The transcript has 10 exons. Gene Ontology annotation, molecular function: fatty-acyl-CoA binding. The coding region runs from base 1 to 885 and encodes 294 amino acids. Gene Ontology annotation, biological process: fatty acid metabolic process.
AUGGAUGCACAAGCGGAUGCCUGGCACAGCCUGGGGAGGAUGUCCAAGGAGGAGGCGAUGGCGGCUUAUGUGGCUGAGAUGAAGAAGGUGGCCCAAAAGAUCAUUGACACGGUGCCCAUGGACGAGACGACGGAGGAGAUGUUUGGGUACUUCAAGCCGCUCUACGAGGUGAUCCACGACAUGCCCCGGCCCCCCGAGGCCUUCUUCAAGAGGAAGGGGGGCAGUCAGGAGCGGACGGCCGACCCCAGCCAGGAUGACCCAGCGAGCAGCCCGGCUCCGGAGCACACCGAAGACGCCCUGCCUGGGGAGCAGCGGAACGGGCAGCACGUGCCAGGAGGUGGGCUGGCUCCUGCCGCUGAGGCGCUUGAGGGUAGCCAGGUGACCAGUGACUCCGAGGGGGACGUGUACUGCGACACCCUGGAGCAGAUGGAACCUGAGCAGGCUGGGCAGCCACUGGGUCUCUCCCCGAACGGCGGCGCUGGGCAGGGAGAGCGGGGUGAAGGCAGAAGACUAGAGGGGAGGAGCAGCGCUGGCCUCGCAGCCCUUGGCUCCGAGAGAGAUCUCUGGCUCGCCGGGGGAGAGCGGGAUGCUGGGAACGCCCCCGAGCUCGCCCAGGGGCUGCUGGCGGAGCUGGACGCCCACGUGGCCAGCACUGUCCGAGCCCUGCAGGACGACAUGCGGCAAGUGCUAGAGCGCCUGAGCGAGCUGGAGAUGCUCGCCUCCGCGCAGGUAAGCGCCGCAGGGACCGACCCUGGCCAGCCGCUUGCUGCGCAGGCAGCGUCCCCGUGGCCCCCGACCAUCUCCCCGCGCACCCUGCUCUUCCUCGUCACCUGGCCUUUCGUCACCCAGUGGCUGCUGCGCCGCUGGCAGGGCAGGAAGAGGUGACCGUCGCGUCCUUGCCACCACGGCCCCGCCGGGCUGCCGCCACCCCUCCUUCCCCAUCCUGCUUAGCACGAGCCGGGGAAGCGCCACGGGAUUGACGAAGGAAACGCCUCACCCAGCCACGGGGUCUCCUGCAGGCCGGGACCCCAGCCCCGAGGGAGGGGGAGCCACUGCGCACUGCCGAUUGCCACCGUCACUCUCAGGGUCUCGCCAGCACCGCGGGGAUGGCAAAGGGACCGGCCGUCCACGGGGAGCAUGGUGUGGGAUCGCCCCUGCGCCCCGAACAGGAUCCCGGGGGAUCCUCUCACUACCGCGCGCAGAUGGACCGGCUGCCUGCC